GUCUAUGGUUUGGUUCAGGCGAGCAUGUGUGAAUGUAACAACAGAAGCAUUCAUUUGAACUUGUCUCCCAGACUCAAGGGAUUAUGGCUUCUCGUUCUCUUGAAACCUCCAGUCCACAUGUGUCCAGAAUUCAGACGGCCCUCCACAAAGGAGCACCCUGCCCACUGGCUAACUGCAAUGGCGUGAGGCUUCCAGGAACCCAUCCCAACCCCUUCCCAGUUGCUGACCAUGGAUACCUCUGCCCAGGGUCAGCAGGAGAUCUUGUUGGCAGUGUGGACCGAUUCGAACCAGAGCCUCACUUGCCCAAAGCAUGGGAAUGCCAGAGACUGCCCAAGGUGCAAGAGCCAAGACAAGAAGAGACAUGGAAAAUAAAAUCCCGGUUCAUCUCCUUCAUGAAGGUCCCGAUGCUGCUUUUAUUUCUCUACAUGUUUGUGUGCUCCCUGGAUGUCCUUAGCUCAGCAUUCCAGCUGGCAGGAGGCAAAGUUGCUGGAGAUAUUUUCAAGGACAAUGCUAUUCUGUCAAACCCAGUUGCUGGGCUGGUGGUGGGGAUCCUGGUGACUGUUCUGGUUCAGAGCUCCAGCACAUCAACGUCUAUCAUUGUCAGCAUGGUAUCCUCGGGAUUAUUUUCAGUAGAAGCUGCCAUUCCUAUUAUCAUGGGCUCAAACAUUGGGACCUCAGUCACAAAUACAAUAGUAGCGCUAAUGCAGGCUGGAGAUAGGAAUGAAUUUAAGCGUGCGUUUGCUGGUGCCACAGUCCACGACUGCUUCAACUGGCUCUCUGUGCUGGUGCUGCUGCCCCUCGAGGUUGCCAGCGGACUCCUGUAUCACCUCACUGUGAUUGUAGUGGAAACUUUCCAGAUCCGGAGUGGAGAGGACGCUCCUGAGCUGCUGAAGAUCAUCACUGAGCCUUUCACAAAACUCAUCAUACAACUGGACAAAUCUGUGAUCACAGGCAUUGCGACUGGAGACGAAAGUCUGAGGAAUAAGAGCCUGGUGAAGGUGUGGUGCAGGACCAGCGUCUCUGUGUCCUCUCUGAAUGUCACAGUGAGCACUCCCUUGAACUGCACCUCACCUGAACUCUGCUGGACAGAGGGAGACACAACCUGGACCACGGUUAACCAGACACUGGAUACCCAUACUGAUAAAUGUAAUCACCUCUUUGUGAAUUCUGGCAUGCCAGACUUGGUGGUGGGGCUCAUUCUGUUAGCUGCCUCACUGGUGGUUCUCUGCACCUGCCUGCUGCUGCUGGUCAAGCUGCUCAACUCUGUCCUGAAGGGGCAGGUUGCUAAAGUGAUCCAGAAAGUCAUCAACACAGAUUUUCCAUAUCCAUUUGGGUGGCUGACAGGAUACCUGGCCAUGGUUGUAGGAGCAGGGAUGACAUUCAUCGUUCAGAGCAGCUCAGUGUUCACGUCUGCCAUCACCCCACUUAUUGGUAUUGGUGUGAUUAGUAUUGAACGUGCCUAUCCACUCACUCUCGGCUCCAAUAUUGGCACCACCACCACUGCCAUUCUGGCUGCCCUGGCCAGUCCGGGGGACAAGCUGGCAGCAGCUUUUCAGAUUGCUCUCUGUCAUUUCUUCUUCAACAUCUUUGGUAUCCUCCUGUGGUACCCCAUCCCUUGCACACGCUUGCCCAUCCGCAUGGCCAAGACCCUUGGGGAGCGCACCGCCAAGUACCGCUGGUUCGCAGUGCUCUACCUGAUCAUUUGUUUCCUCCUUCUGCCUUCACUGGUCUUCGGGCUCUCCAUGGCUGGGUGGCAGGUCAUGGUGGGAGUAGGAGCUCCCUUUGCAGGGAUCUUGGUUUUCAUCGGCUUCAUCAACUGCCUUCAGACCAGAAGCCCAGACCACCUGCCAAAGAAACUGCAGAGCUGGGACUUCCUCCCCGGAUGGAUGCAUUCUCUGAAGCCAAUGGACACAUUCAUCACCAACGCCACGCUGUGCUGCACAGACCAUUGCAGCUUCUCAAAGGAGAGCGACACCCAAGACUUGUGUGCAUUCCCAGAGAAGUCUCCCCAGGGGAAAGACAAGCUAGCUUAUGAGAACCCAGCCAUUGCCUAUCUGGAUGAGAGCCCAACAGCCACCCCUGUGCUGACCCUCCGCGGACUAGAGAGGCAGAAAAGCACACAGCUUUAGGUGAUGGGUUACAGAGUAGAUUUGUUUUUCAAUGUUAUUUGAUCAAUCUUUACUAGUUUGACUGCACACUGUUUUAACAGGAUCCCAGCCAAAGGCAUGUUUGUAUACAAAAGAACCAAUUGAUUCUCCUGUGGUUAUGAAUGGCAGGUAAUUUUUUUUAGACAUUUGUUAAAUAGGAAAGUGUAUGUUUUCUUUUUUAUGAUUGUUUGUAUUGUGCUAUAACAUUAAUAAAAAGAAAAAGCAGGAACUGAAAAA
Molecule: messenger RNA, 2384 nt
Organism: Acipenser ruthenus (sterlet)
Lineage: Eukaryota; Metazoa; Chordata; Actinopteri; Acipenseriformes; Acipenseridae
Product: sodium-dependent phosphate transport protein 2A-like
Exons: 13
Coding region: 84-2129 (681 amino acids)
Biological process (GO): intracellular phosphate ion homeostasis; sodium-dependent phosphate transport
Cellular component (GO): vesicle; apical plasma membrane; brush border
Molecular function (GO): sodium:phosphate symporter activity
Source: RefSeq, a predicted model, not a curated record